AUGUUGGACGCCCGACAACGGGAAACACUACCGCCGGCACAGAAUACAGUGGACGAGUCGUGUAACGUAAGACCGGCUCCGCCGAGAUUCCGGUGCUUCCAGAGCGGCGACGGUAUCCGAGCGUCACAACACCCGGCCCUCCAGUCCCUACACGUGGCCUUCACUCGCCGUCAUAACCAACACGCGGACGGUUUGGCCGCCGCUAACCCCCACUGGAAUGACGAACGCGUUUUCCAAGAGGCCCGGAGACUAUUGAUAGCCGAGGAGACGGCUAUUAUUUAUAGCGAAUAUUUGCCCGCAAUUAUGGGUAAAACACUGACAAAACAUUUCGAUCUCGACGUCCAAUACUCGGGUUACAGUACAUACGACCCGACGACCAAUCCGUCCACAAUUCAGGAGUAUAUCGUAGCCGCGGGUCGUUUCGGUCACUCGCAGAUUAACGAUCUCUUCAAAGUCUUGAUGGGCGACAGGUCUUACUCUUUCCUAUUGAGAGAGAAUUUCUUUGAGCCGACGGCUGUUAGUUUGGGUCACGCUGGAGGUAUACUAAAGGGUUUGAUAUCAGACCCGACGGCAUCAUCGGAUCCCUUCUUCACGGGUGACGUCAAGAACUUUCUCUAUAAACUCCGAACUGAAAACUUUGGCAGAGAUUUGCCGGCGUUUAAUAUACAACGAGGUCGUGAUCACGGAGUGCCCGGUUAUAUAUAUUAUCUCGACUACUGCUUUGGGCAUUGGCGAGACAUCGACUUAUUCGUGGGCGGAGUGUCCGAAAGGCGUAUAUCCGACGCCGCAUUCGGGCCCACAUUUGCCUGCAUUAAUGGCAUUCAAUUUUAUCACUUUAAAUUUGGUGACCGAUUUUACUUUGAGCAUGGCUAUCAGCCAGGAUCAUUUAGUCCAGGCAUUGGCGAGACAUCGACUUAUUCGUGGGCGGAGUGUCCGAAAGGCGUAUAUCUGACGCCGCAUUCGGGCCCACAUUUGCCUGCAUUAAUGGCAUUCAAUUUUAUCACUUUAAAUUUGGUGACCGAUUUUACUUCGAGCAUGGCUAUCAGCCAGGAUCAUUUAGUCCAGCCAAAUGUCUUUUUCCACGCCUCCCCUCACAACCCGCUGAUGCCGUGUCAGGCAUAUCCUGAAAUAGACUACGGAUUAUGGGCUGAAAGCAGUUACGAUCAUUCAUCCUAUCAGCUAUAA
This is a messenger RNA of Medioppia subpectinata, 1185 nucleotides long. NCBI's taxonomy places the organism in Eukaryota, Metazoa, Arthropoda, Arachnida, Sarcoptiformes, Oppiidae. The record is from the annotation of a GenBank genome assembly.